Camellia sinensis is the source of this 3506-nucleotide messenger RNA. Lineage: Eukaryota; Viridiplantae; Streptophyta; Magnoliopsida; Ericales; Theaceae. The record is from RefSeq and is a predicted model, not a curated record.
GAUGUUUUUUGGAAAACAUUUUACAAAAAAGAGAAAGCAGUUUCAUUUUUAUUAGGAAUGCUGAAAUCAGAACAUCUUCAAACAGGGAAAGAAAAAGAUGAUGAAUCAACACACUCAAUGCAGAAUCAUUCAAUUCCACCCACAGCUUUGCUGAUAAAUUCAACAACCCAUUAACCAUUUUCUUCAAUCCUUGUCAUUUAUUUAUGAACCCCAACUUCUGACCACUCCACCCACACACUCUCUACCUCUCUCUCCCUCCUUCCUCUGCAACACUCACUUGUUUUCAUUCAAAUAUUUGUGGUAAAAACUGUAUUUUAGAAGUAAAUAGACCAAUUUAAAAUCUUCUCAUGUUCUUCAACACAGACAAAGGGUUCUACAGUGGGGUUUGUUUUCUUUCUUGUCUUUCAUAUAUGCCUGCAAGUAAAGACAAGGUAAGCUCACAUUCUUCUCUUGAAACCCUUCUGACUUCUUUGGUUCCCCCACAGACCCCAUUUGUUUCUGAACAAUAGUUUCCUACUUAUUGGGUACUUUGCAGCGAGUCUUGUGGGGUUUUCUUGGCACAAUUUUCCUGGGAAAAUGGUGGAUUGAGUUUUAAACCCAGUAAUCAUCUUUUGCUAAAACCCCCCAAAUCCACAACCCACUUGGUGGAGUUGGCUAUGGAUUUAAUGGAGUCACAAACUGACCCCAGAGCUAUUUACGACACAAAAAUGGUGGUUUUGAAGGUAUAGAGUUUGAGGUUUUGAAUCUAUUAGAGGGUUUUGGUACUGUUUCUCUCUCCUGUUUAUGAGUUUUAGGCGUUGUCCCCAAAUGGGUUUUGGGUUUUUUGGUUCUGUUCUUGUUCUAACUCUGUUCUUUAGGCCUUUAGUUUGUCAAGAACCCAAUACAGAUGGGUACUUUGUCUCUGAUUUCUUGCAAAAAAUGGGCUUAUCUUCUUCUCAAGGAUACAACUUCUCUGCUCCUGUUUGUUCAUGGCAAGGUGUGUUCUGUGAGCAAGAAAAUGUCAUUGGUUUGGUUGCUUCUGGCUUGGGUCUUUCUGGUUUGAUUCCAGACACCACCAUUGGCAAACUCAGAAACCUUGAAUUAUUGGAUCUAAGCAAUAACAAAAUCACUGGUUUGCCUUCAGAUCUUUGGAGUUUGGGUUCACUCAAGACUCUCAAUCUCUCAUCUAACCAAAUUUCUGACAAUCUCCCAAGCAACAUAGGCAAUUUUGGGCUACUUCAAACCUUGGACCUUUCUAGCAACAAUUUCUCUGGUACCAUCCCCGAAGCUAUGAGCUCCCUUCUUAGGCUUCGAGUUCUUAUGCUUGCUCGAAACCGGUUCCAAUCAAGAAUCCCAUUUGGGAUUCUGAAUUGCCAUUAUUUGGUUUCAAUUGAUCUUUCAUCAAAUCAACUGAGUGGUACUCUUCCUCAUGGUUUUGGUGCUGCAUUUCCUAAGCUCAAAUCCUUCAACAUUGCUGGGAAUGGUAUUCGAGGGCGGGAUUCGGAUUUCUUGGGGUUGAAAUCCACCACAUAUCUCAACAUUUCACGGAAUCUGUUUCAGGGUUCUGUAAUUGGUGUGUUUCAAGAGCCAUUGGCGGUGAUUGAUUUGAGCCAAAACCAGUUUCAGGGUCACAUUUCUCAGGUACAUUCCAAUUCCAGCUUCAAUUGGUCUCGUUUGGUUUAUCUAGACUUGUCUGAGAAUCAUCUUAGUGGAGAGUUUUUUAGUAAUCUGAAUGAUGCUCAGAAUCUAAAACACCUCAAUCUCGCGUAUAAUCGAUUUUCUAAACAAGCAUUCCCGGAAAUUAGUAUGAUCUCUAGUUUAGAGUAUCUCAACUUGUCUGAAACUAACCUCAUUGGCCGUAUUCUUAUUAUUUUUACAGAUUUCAUGGACCACACAACUAUGGACCAUUGUUCCACCCACAAACCAUGCUUGUGUGUAUAAUUUGGGGAAAAAAUUAUGGAACAUGUACCUACCAUCAAGGCUUCGGGGUUUUCACCUGGAACCCUCGAAACCGCUUUCAUUGGGUUGUUAAAUAGCUGCCCCAUCGCUGCAAACCCAGAUCUUUUCAGAAAGAAACCACCCCAACAUAAGGGGCUCAAGCUUGCUCUAGCUUUAGCCAUCUCGCUGGUUUGUUUGCUUGUGGGGCUUUUGUUUCUAGCCUUUGGUUGUCGGAGAAAAACCAGACUGUGGGCAGUGAAACAGAACUCUUACAAGGAAGAACAAAAUAUUUCCGGGCCCUUUUCAUUCCAGACUGAUUCAACCACUUGGGUUGCUGAUGUUAAGCUUGCAACAUCGGUCCCAGUAGUCAUUUUUGAGAAACCAUUGUUGAAUUUCACAUUUGCAGACCUCUUGUCUGCAACUUCACAUUUUGACCGUGGCACUUUGCUGGCUGAAGGGAGAUUUGGGCCAGUUUAUAGGGGAUUUCUACCUGGUGGGAUUCACGUGGCUGUGAAAGUUUUGGUCCAUGGAUCAACCAUGACUGACCAAGAAGCUGCAAGAGAGCUCGAGCAUCUUGGUCGAAUUAAGCACCCUAAUCUUGUUCCACUGACUGGAUAUUGCUUAGCUGGUGACCAAAGGAUCGCCAUUUAUGAUUACAUGGAGAAUGGAAAUUUGCAAAACUUGCUUCAUGAUUUGCCACUUGGGCUUCAAACAACCGAAGAUUGGAGCACAGACACAUGGGAAGAAGAUGACAACAAUGGGAUUCAAAAUGUUGGGUCGGAAGGGUUGUUAACAACAUGGAGAUUUAGGCACAAAAUUGCACUUGGCACUGCUCGUGCACUUGCAUUUCUCCAUCAUGGUUGCUCACCUCCUAUAAUUCACAGGGACGUCAAAGCUAGUAGUGUUUACCUCGAUUCCAAUUUGGAGCCUAGAUUGUCUGAUUUUGGAUUGGCCAAGAUUUUUGGGAACGGCCUAGAAGAUGAAAUUGCUCGUGGGUCGCCUGGGUAUGUCCCACCGGAGUUUCUUCAGCCGGAAACUGGCUCCCCAAAGAGCCCCACGCCAAAAUCUGAUGUUUAUGGAUUUGGGGUGAUUCUGUUUGAGCUCAUUACUGGGAAAAAGCCAGUUGAAGAUGAAUAUCCAGAUGAGAAAGAAGUGAAUUUGGUCACGUGGGUAAGAGACCUAGUAAGGAAGAACGAGGUAUCCAGGGCGAUUGAUCCAAAAAUUCGUGGAACGGGACUAGAGACACAAAUGGAGGAAGCAUUGAAGAUUGGAUACCUAUGCACUGCUGAUCUUCCCUCAAAGCGACCAAGCAUGCAGCAGGUAGUCGGACUUCUUAAGGACAUUGAACCAGUUACACAUCAAUGAAGAACAAAUGUGAAGUAAGAGAAAUUUAAGUCUUGUUCUUUGCAUUUAUUUACUUUUGAUUAUGUUCUGUUCUUAUGCUAUGAGUUCUUUCUAUGCUGCUAUGGAUGGAAAUGUAUAGUUAUCUUGAGAUUUCUGUUUUGGACUUUAGCUUCGUUCCUUUUGCCUCACCAUUGUUGGUGGCACAAAAGCUUAAUUUAUAUACACGGCUCGAUCCUUUAAAUGCA